Messenger RNA from Frankliniella occidentalis (western flower thrips), 1643 nucleotides. Its product is annotated as sodium- and chloride-dependent taurine transporter-like. Gene Ontology annotation, cellular component: membrane. The transcript has 8 exons. Lineage: Eukaryota; Metazoa; Arthropoda; Insecta; Thysanoptera; Thripidae. Gene Ontology annotation, biological process: sodium ion transmembrane transport. The record is from RefSeq and is a predicted model, not a curated record. Bases 97 to 1635 code for a protein of 512 amino acids.
CCUUCGGCCCCGUAGCAGCCUCCAGUCCCGACUGUGCGCGCCCGCGCUCAGGGUCCCCUCCAUGUGAGCAUACUCGCGCGCGAGGGUGGCCCCAGAAUGGUGUCCGGGAACGAGUUCCAGCUCGUGCCCCUGGACGAGAAGAAGCAGUGCCCGACCACGGCCGGCGCCGGCCAGGGCGGCGUCGGCGGCGAGCUGCCCGAGCGCGAGAAGUGGGACAAGCCCAUCGAGUUCGUCCUGUCCGUCGUCGGCUUUGCCGUGGGCCUGGGCAACGUCUGGAGGUUCCCCUACCUCUGCUACAAGAAUGGAGGGGGUGCUUUCCUCAUCCCGUACUUCAUCUGCCUCGUUGCCGGCGGGGUCCCCAUCUUUUUCCUCGAGGUCGGCAUCGGACAACUCACUAGCCAGGGCGGCAUCACCGUGUGGGAUCUGUGUCCCAUCUUCAAGGGUAUCGGAUACGGGACGACGAUCGUCUGCUUCCUACUCAACGUGUACUACAUCGUCAUCCUGGCCUGGGCCGCGCACUUCUUCUACUACUCUUUCUCGUCGGAGCUGCCCUGGGCGUCGUGCUCCAACUGGUGGAACACGCCAAAGUGCUUCACCGUCGCUAACAAGUCGGCCCCGGGCCAGCUGGGUCGCGUAGAUGCCGUCGUCGAGUAUUGGGAACGUAAGGUGUUGGGCCUGAGUUCUGGAAUCGAUGAUGUCGGUGGCAUGCAGUGGGAGCUCGCACUGUCGCUGCUCGUCGUCUGGAUCCUGGUGUACUUCUGUGUGUGGAAGGGCAUCAAGUCGUCGGGCAAGGUCGUCUACUUCACAGCCACCUUCCCGUACGUCAUGCUGACCGUCUUGCUGAUUCGAGGCGUCACCCUCGAGGGCGCCGUGGACGGCAUCAUCUUCUACCUCAAGCCCGACUUCAACAAGCUGUUCGAGGCGCAGGUGUGGAUUGACGCAGGGACGCAAAUCUUCUUCUCGUACGCCAUCGCGGUGGGCUGCAUGACGGCCAUGGGCUCGUACAACAGCUACCACAACAACUUCGUCAAGGACUGCGUCUUCAUCGCGGCCACCAACAGCCUGACGAGCCUGUACUCGGGCUUCGCCAUCUUCAGCGUGCUGGGCUUCAUGGCGCAGGAGCAGGGCGUCCCCAUCGCCCAGGUGGCGGAGUCCGGUCCGGGGCUCGUCUUCAUCGCCUACCCAAAGGCGGUGACGCAGAUGCCGAUGGCCCCUCUGUGGUCGGCGCUCUUCUUCUUCAUGAUCAUCCUGAUGGGGCUGGACUCGCAGUUCGUGGGCGUGGAGGGCUUCAUCACCGCCGUGGUCGACCUGUUCCCCGGCGUGCUGCGGCGCGGCCACCGCCGGGAGGUGUUCAUCGCCGUCGUCAGCGGCGUCAGCUUCCUCAUCGGCCUGCUCAUGGUCACCAAGGGAGGGAUGUACCUAUUCCAAGUGUUCGACUACUUCUCCGCCAGCGGCAUGGUCCUGCUGUGGUUCUGCUUCUUCGAGUCGAUCGCCAUCGCCUACGGCUACGGCGCCGAACGCUUCUACGACGACAUCAGGGACAUGAUAGGAUACCGCCUCAGCCCGUGGCUCAAAGUCUGCUGGCUCGUGUUGACGCCCAUCGUUACAAUGGUGGGAGAUGUUAAGGGUCGUUAAAUUACCAC